UUACACGUUGCAGGAGAGUCAGGGUCUGGAAAAAGUAGCUUGAUAAACCUCAUUCUGGGAAAGGAGCUUCUUCCUUACGCUGUUCUCAGUACGACUUCUACCAUUUGCGAGUUAAAGUAUGGAAAGGAUCCCAGAAUCGUCGCUCACUAUAAAGAAAAAGAUCCUGAAACAGGUCUACCAACACGGAUUAUUUACUUAACGGAGUGCCAGGCAAAAACAUCUGAACAAGGCUAUCUUGACCAAAUUUCUCCUUACGUUCAUGUGAAGGGUGAUAGGGAUAAGGGAUCGCCUUUCAAAAAGAUUGAACUCUUUUGGCCUCACCACCUUUUAGAGGUAUGGUAUUUAAAAGCACUGCCUUCUUUGCUUUUAUUAUUAUUAUUAUUAUUAUCAUUAUCAUUAUCAUUACCAUUAUCAUUUUCAUUUUCGUUGUCAUUAUCAUUGUCAUUAUAAUUGUCAUUUUGUUUAUCAUUAUAAUUAUCAUUAUCAUUGUCAUUGUCAUAUACAUUCCCCAAAAGUAAUGAUAGCAACAUUUCAGGUUAAAACACCGUAGUUUUCAAUUGCAUUUUUGUCCUUAGUAUUGUCAGGCCGUUUUUUACAUGAGGAAACUUUCAAAGUUUGAUUUUAAGUGACGCGACAGGAGGAAACAUCUCUUUUUCAAAAACGUAGUGUUCCGCGCGUUUUUGCGUUUCGUUCCUUUAAUUGCUCUAGGAACAACCUAGGAACGCACAAUAAAGGAACUUUGUUUUCACAAUAAAGUUAAGGCCUUCGCUUUUGUGAACCAUACUAUUUUGUCUGCCAAACUGAAACAGCUACCCCUAAAUCCGUACAUUAUCAAUAAUUGGUAUCAGAGUUUCCUCUAUGCAAGACAACAACGAGUUGUUAGCUAUAACUUUUUAGGACAUUGGAAAUCUGUCAAUAGAGGAACCACUCAGGUAGUGUAAGUGGGCCGUAGCUUUUUAAUAUACUUUUGAAGGACUUGGAGAUUUUCCUUAAUGGUUGCCCUGUUGCUUUUAAAUAUGUCGAUGAUUCCACUAUUCCUUUCGCCUAUCACUAGGAACCGCGACCCGUCUGCCGACUUAGUAGGACAGUUCUUAACCUGGUGUAAAGACAAUAAAAUGGUCUGCAACCCCUGUAAAUGUAAAGAGCUGGUUGUUAGGAAGAAAAAUCACAAUGUACUCUACUCUCCAAUUAAAAAUAUUCCUCAAUGUAAUAGCUUCAUUUUACUAGGAGUAACUCUACAGAGUGACGGGAAAUUUAAUGAGCAUGUAAGAACCAAGCUUUUCAAAGCAAACACUAAGUGUUUACACGUCCUACAAACACUAAGAAAGGAACACUACUCUUAGGCAGAGAUAGAUCCCCUUUUUAUAUCUACUGUUUUACCCAAUUUUAGCUAUGCGCUUUCAGUCUAGGGGGCAUCGGAGUCCGAUCUUACGGUUAUACAAAAUUUUUUAGACCGAUGCCAUAAACGCCGUUUUAUUUCAUUUCCAGUUUUUAUCAAGAACCUUUUAAAUAAACAAGACCGAAACAUUUUAAAGAAAUUAAUAUCAAAGGAUUGCCACCCCCUGAAAGAUAUCAUUCCUGUCCAGAAGACUUAUGUACAUAAUCUUAGGAAAAAAGGCUGCGCACGCCCGAAAAUUAAUACACAGCGUUUUAUGAACACCUUUGUAAAUAGGUUUAUUUUUAAGCUCCAUUUAUUGUAAUGAAAUCCUUUUUAAAUUAUAUAUAUAUUUAGCAAUUAUUUCACGAGGGCACAUUAAAUAUGAGAUGAUAGAUAGCCAACGAGGCGCAUAGCGCCGAGUUGGCUAUAAUCAUUUCAUAUCCAACAAGCCCGAGUGGAAUAAUUGUUUUAUUAAAAACGCCCACAAAAUCUCGUUGAAUCGCCCCAACUAGAACAAACCGGAAAAGACAAGGGACUUCCGCUAUUCACAUGUCACGCGUCUAUCAAAACUGUCACGGCGCGAACGGACUCGCCUAGACUGCAUGAAUGAAAAAUCAAAACAUUGUAGCGAUGAACAUUAGUUUUUCAAAAACUCAUCGUGAUUCUAGGAUUUUACAAAGCAGAACAGCUUAAAAAACCUGGCAGAUAAUGUGAAGGAAAGGAAUUUUUAAGUGACAGCCGUCGAAAUUACUAUGAAUUUGGAUUUUCGGUGCAGUUGUAAAAGUAAGAAAAACGGAGAAAAACUACCGGUAUUACCUCGGUCGCUUGUUAUGAAGUUGUUUGAAGCCACGCGCUGGUUUUGCUGAACGAGAAAAGAAGUUAUACUGCCGCCUCGAUUGCUCUAGUGAAUGGCUGCAUAGCCUGUAUUUGUAGCUGGUUACUUGUGAUUUAUAUUCUUGAUGUCGGAUAAACAAGCUGCAGUUAUCUAUCGGCGAGUGACUCGAUCGGCGAAUGGCUUCGCGAUCAUGAAGAAACAACACUUGUCUUCUUUCGUAGCUGGUCAAGGUACUUUAGUUCCAUGUGUUUUCAUGUGUUGAAAACAAACUUUCAAACAAGCUCUAGUGGCUUUUUUGUUUGUUUUUGUCUUUUUUCUUUCGCUGAAAUUGCAUUUCUAGUAUUCUAAGAAAUGAAUUAAAACGAUUUGCUUCGGGCGCCGUUCUAUCCUUCGCGAAAAAAAAUCUCAGCUACCUACCAAUUUUAAACUGACGCGUACACCGACCAUAUAUGGAGAACAUGGUAUAUUAGCUCAUAUACCAUAACGGCUAAGCCAAUCAAAAUGCUAGAAUUGCAUUAUCCAAUGAUUCAGUUUUUAAUAAAUACAGUAUGUUGCCCAGUAUCCGGACGGUACCAGUAUCCGGACACUUGAAACAAAAACUCAAUUUUUGAGACGCCCUUUUCAGUUUUCGGUAAACGAAGUAUUUCGAAUGAAAGCUGAACAUUUCAGCUUUAAGAUGAAAGUUUUGGCGAUUUGAAAGCUUGCGAAACAGUCGAGGAAGACGCCGUUCUGUUCAGGUGAGUAAACUUUUCAUGGUUAAUAUUUACGUUGUUUACUGCGCAGUAAAAUUAGUGCUGCUCAGAAAAGGGAGGGUAAUGUGUGAUAUUUUCAAAGAAAAUGUUUUAUUUUCAAAGUGAAGAUACUUAAGGAAGUUAGGUUUUCAGAAAGUUUAUUAAUUCUUCUUGAAAUUCGAUUUGUUUGGAAUAACGGAGGCCAGAAACAUUCACUAAGUUUUGAUGUCAUGUGCCCAGUAUCCGGACAGUUUUUUCUUUGCUGUACAGAAUCGAUGAAUUAGUUGUGUGCAUUAUCUGGAUUAGAUUUAUUUCAUAUCAGUAACUAUAAUUAAGGCUUAGGAUAUAUGAUAUAGUCGUAAAAUGUAAUUCUACUGAACUCCGUAUGGAAAUUUUCUUCACUCAUUCAGAGGCGACUUGAUUUCGUGAGCACCGCUUGUUUCGCGUGACUGCAUUUCCUGUAUAUAACUGAAAGCGUCUGAGUUGAACCUGGAAUUCUCAUACUUUCCCCAGUUGUGACUGCUAGAACGGGGUUGCAACGGUCUGAAAAAUGUCAAAAAGGGAUUAAGAGAUGUGAAAGAAGGAGGAAUUAGUGCUAGAAAAGCAGGCUUAUUGUGGGGACUGAGCAUGAAGAAAUCAUCACUGCAGGUCAGACUAAAUAGGAGUGACCUUUGACCGUCGGGUUGAGGUCCCUUCCCCAAGCUUUUCUUUGAAUAAAAAAUGAAGAAAGAAAGUCGUUUGCAGACUGGCUAAUUGAGCUUGCAAACUGCGGCUUCGGCAUGUCCACGGAUGCCUUCCUUAAAUCGGUGAAAAAGUUCCUAGACAAGGAAGUAAGAAUUAUACCAUUUUUUAAAAAGCCGCUCGCGUUCUCCACCAUACCCCCGUCAUUUGUCAUGUUUUAUUUCACGAUGCUAGGUUAUAUUUUUGAAAUCGAUUGCCAGACUACUUUGCAAGUGCAAGAGAAGCUUAUAAGUCGCUUGCCUGUCGAAAUUUAUGUACAGUUACGUUGUUAUUGUUGUGUCCGGAUACUGGACCAGCUGUCCGGAUACUGGGCAACAUAGGAGCUCUGCAAAAAUAUUAAUUUCUCGAUGGAAACAAAGGCAAAAAAGUUAAACGUCUUUCGUCAUGUUAAGGACUAGAUAGAUUUUAGAUAGCCAAAUCUCAGAGCUCUUACGAUUAACAAUGGAAAGUUAAUGCAAUCUUAAACUGAAGUGUCCGGAUACUGGGCAACAUACUAUAUAUAUAUAUGUAUAUGUAGAUAUUUUUAUUAUAGUUUUUUAUCCUCCGUAUUAUUGUACCAUAAGAUAUGUAGUUUUAUCUUUUGAUGAAAUAAAGACUCAUUUAAUUUUUUUUAUUAUUUUUUAUUUUUAUUUCUUUAUUUUAUUUACUUUUAUUUUACUUAUUUAAAGGUCGGUAAACUUCAGAACAAUCUGGUCCGUUAGCAGCAAAUUGGAACACAAAGUUUCUUUUCAUUUUAGUCAAAAGGAACAACUGGUUUCUCUUUUAUCCUUUCUGGAACAAAAGGUCCUCUUUCAACAGUUCCGAUUUCCCUUCACGUUUCUUUCGAAGCGAUUGGGGAACAAAUGUUCCCAAUCUAAUUUCGCGCUCGACACAGCAAAGAACAAACUGUUCAUAUUUACUGGCAUAUCCACUGCUGUUCGGAAUGCCUAGCUUGUUCCCUUUCGUUUCAAAUUGUUCCUAUCAUGCCCAACAGGAACGGAAUUGCUCCUAAUUGAGGUGGUUUUUUGUUCCUCAAGAUAAGUGUUAUGUUCCGCGUAUAAAUGGAAACAGGUUCCGAAUUUGUGCCAAAGGAACUAGCGUUCCAUUUUGCGCAAAGUGUAAAAAAGAAUAGGGAACAAUAGUUCCUAUUUAUCGUAGGCCAUCUGAAAAUACUGCCCAUCACCUCCGCUAUACAAAUUUGUUAAAACAUAUGUCCUUCAACAAUCGAGUUAAGUACGAGACUUACCCGCUACAUCUUUAAUCUCGUUUGGGCUUGCCCUCGCAAGUUCAGGCUUGUGUCUUUGUUCCUUUUGAUUAAUUGUGUACCAAAUACGGACAAGAAAACAAUGGGGCAAGGGCAAGAAUGACCAAGUGUGGGCAGAGAUGGGCUAACAAAUAUCUCAUUGACGAAUAGGAUGAUCUCUUGGGGACCCUUUUGCUAGUAUAAGUGCAUGCAUACUUUAGAAAGAUAUCGAUUUCAAGCUAAUGCUUAAGAUGAACAAACGAGGCAAGGAUGUCAACUAAUGCAUCGCCUAAACCAAAGAGACUUCACUUAGAAGAGGAUGACUGUGAUGGUCUUUUUCACUGCCCAGUGCAAAUUUGUAACCACGAGGGAUUCACUACACAAACACAAAACACGUAAAGAACAAACACAGUUGGUACUAUUACUUCGACGAGAAGCCAGACAGUGCUCAAAUCGAUACGCUUAAUGUCGAUAAAACCAACAAAAGUGAAGCCAGUGAUCAGAAGAUUAUACCGCGUAAAAGCAGGGCAAUUGCCUCUUUUGAUCCUACAAACUACAUUGCCAAGAGCUUUUUUUCGUGGCUAACUGGCAGUGGUGGGGGCUGUAAAAGUGAUCGACAAGCACAACAGAUCGUAAGCAAGUGCUUAAAGUUUCUCAAGUUUUGUUGACGAAGAGGAGCUCACAUUUGACAUUGUGGGCCUUAGUUUAUGUUCACCGAAUCUCCUUUUCAAGUUUGUUGAUACGAUGCAGGAUGAUUGGAAGCUGGGACACGCGGGACGCAUAGGCUACUUCGAUGCCAUUGCAGAAUUGGUGGAUUAUCGAAAAGUGAAUGGAGCAUCGGAAUCAGUGUUGACAGGGCUGGUUUCAACAGAAAUUUACUUGAAAAAGGUGCGCAAAACCGUUUCCAAAAUGAUGCGCUUGCAGUGGACCAGCGAGCUCGAUAUCGAUGCCUUAGAGGCCAAAGGGCACUGGGCCACACUUGAAGAACUGUUAGAAGUCGUGGGGCGCUACUUGCCGCGCUACGAGAGCGUACUGAAAUCAUGCAAGGAGAAACCAGGUGCUGUUUUACCAACAGAUUUAUCUUUUGCUACCAAACUUUUGGCCGUCUAUUUAUUUAUCAAGGUCAAGGGCUCGCUCCCCAUGACAUAUCAGUACUUAACGGUGGAAAUGUUGAACAAAGCCAGGACUAACGGUGGAUUUAUAGACCCGAAAGUGUUCAAAACGGCUGGGAAAUUCGGCUUCGAUUCUUUUUCCCUGAUCAAGACGAGCAUGCAAGUGUUGGGUGGCUACAUCAACCACAUUCGCCCCCUACUCAGACCGACCUGCGACUUUGUAUUGGUGACAAGAAAUGGAGGGCAGCACAACAAGGUGGGAGAGCUAAUGAGUAAACUGGUCUUCGAUGCAACAUGCAAAUACCUUCUUCCGACUCGUUAUCGACAGAUUGUGGAGACCGCGAGUUGCAGGCAGCUGAGCAGCAGCGCGCAGAGCACAAUCUCCGAGGACCAGAAACACAGCUCUGUUGUUGCAAGGGUUCAGACGUGCGCUCGAGGCUUUCUGGCAAUUCUGCGUCUUCUGAAGAUCAGAACGGUAAUAAAACCGAUACUUGCUCUAACGACGAGGGAGAAACGAUCGCAGAAACGCCACCCGAGCGUCUUUCAGCUGUCGCGAGACUAAAGCGGGAAAAUGCGUUUAUAGCGACAGAUUUCCCGGCGAAAAAAAGAGUCUGAUGUUUAAAAAUGUGUUGCUAAACAGCUGAUUCAAUACUUAGAUAUUAAUGACCUUGGUGAAACAUAUCAAUCGGCCUAUAAGAGAAACCAUAGUACAGAGACGGCUCUUAUUAGAGUGCACAAUGACAUAGCCAUGGCAAAAGAUCAACAUAAUUCAGUUAUCCUGGUACUUCUCGAUCUUUCGGCUGCAUUUGAUACUGUUGAUCAUGGUAUCCUCCUUUCGCGACUGUCCAAUCGCUUUGGAAUUACUGGAACUGUAUUGAAAUGGUUUCGAUCAGAUCUUUCUGAUCGUACACAGUUUGUGCAGGUUAAUGGUGCGUGCUCUGCUUCUCAUGUUCUUGAGUUUAGUGUACCGCAGGGAUCCGUUCUUGGCCCGUUGUUAUAUUCAAUGUACACAUCCCCUCUUGGCGAGAUUGCUCGACGUCAUCAAAUGUUCUAUCACUUUUAUGCUGAUGACACCCAGCUAUAUAUUACGUUCAGGACGUCGUCUGUUUCUGAUAUGAAUCUGAGUAACGCCAAAUUGGUAAACAGUGUUCGGGACAUGGACGCAUGGAUGCUUUCCAACAAGCUGAAAUUAAAUAAAGACAAGUCCGAAGUUCUCGUAAUAUCCUCUUCCUGUCGACCUCGGCCACCACUAUCUUCUGUUGAUAUAUGUGAUGAAACUGUAUCCUGCUCCCCCGGUGCACGCAAUAUUGGAGUUGUCUUUGAUCAGUCCCUUUGUAUGGUACCUCAUGUCAAUGCAGUCUGUCAAUCGUCCUUUUUCCAUCUUCGAAACAUUGGUUUCAUACGCAAAUAUCAUACUUAUGAUGCUGCAAAGAUCAUUAUUCAUGCCUUCGUAGUUUCUAAACUUGAUUAUUGUAAUUCUUUAUUGUACGGCCUACCAUCCUAUCUUAUUCGGAACUGUAGUUAGGUCAUAACACAAAACUUAAGAGGCCACCCCCCCCGAAUAUUUUCCUCGGCUGGACAAACGCAAUGGACUAAGACUACGAUGUUUUAACCUGAAUUCUAAGUGACGUCGUCUGUUUCUGAUAUGAAUCUGAGUAACGCCAAAUUGGUAAACAGUGUUCGGGACAUGGACGCAUGGAUGCUUUCCAACAAGCUGAAAUUAAAUAAAGACAAGUCCGAAGUUCUCGUAAUAUCCUCUUCCUGUCGACCUCGGCCACCACUAUCUUCUGUUGAUAUAUGUGAUGAAACUGUAUCCUGCUCCCCCGGUGCACGCAAUAUUGGAGUUGUCUUUGAUCAGUCCCUUUGUAUGGUACCUCAUGUCAAUGCAGUCUGUCAAUCGUCCUUUUUCCAUCUUCGAAACAUUGGUUUCAUACGCAAAUAUCAUACUUAUGAUGCUGCAAAGAUCAUUAUUCAUGCCUUCGUAGUUUCUAAACUUGAUUAUUGUAAUUCUUUAUUGUACGGCCUACCAUCCUAUCUUAUUCGGAAGCUUCAACAUGUUCAAAAUUCUGCUGCUCGUCUUGUCAACCAGUGUCCAAGAUUUUGCCAUAUUACUCCAGUCCUGAUGGAUCUUCACUGGCUCCCUUUCUCCUUUCGCAUUGAAUUUAAAAUUAUGUUAAUUACUUACAAAGUACUACAUGAUCGAGCUCCAAUCUAUAUACAGGAACUCCUUCAAUUGUAUACACCCAGCCGCAAUCUUAGAUCCUCUAACAGAAAUUUAUUAGUUAAACCCUAUUUUAAUCUCAAUUCGUAUGGUAAACGAGCUUUUUCUAUUGCCGCUCCGGAACUUUGGAAUAACUUACCUGAGGAUAUUAAAUCUGCAAACUCAAUUGAUGAUUUUAAACGCAAACUUAAAACAUCUCUUUUUAUGCGAGCUUAUGAAUCGUGACGUUUUUAUUUGUUAUCUGAUUUUUUAUCUAUUGUGUACAUUUAUCUAUUUUGUAGUUAGCGUCUAAUUUUAAUGUCAAUUUCUUGCGAUUAUUUUUACUUUUUACUUCUAUCUAAUUUUUUGUAAACAGCGCCUUUGAAUCUUGUAGAAAAGGCGCUAUAUAAAUGGAUUAUUAUUAUUAUUAUUAUUAUUAUUAUUAUUAUUAUUAUUACCCCUGAAGAAGACAAUUAUCUAACAUCAGGCAUCGAGCGACACGGCUACGGUCAAUGGAAAGCGAUUACCCGGGAUCCCGAAUUUCGUUUUCAAGAGGGAAGGUCAGCCAACGCCCUGCUGAGCCGUGCAGCGCGAAGAUUUGGAUCACUUUCUAAGUUAUCCUAGAACUUUACAUUGUGAGCAAGAGAUAAUUUUGCGAAGGGCACCAGAACACUAAACUGUAGUUAGGUCAUAACACAAAACUUAAGAGGCCACCCCCCCGAAUAUUUUCCUCGGCUGGACAAACGCAAUGGACUAAGACUACGAUGUUUUAACCUGAAUUCUAAGUGGAAUAGUUUGAAAGUUAUAACACGGGACAAAAAUGCGUUCUUUUGGCGGGCGACACUUAAAAGCUAGUAGUGAUCGUAAAAACACAUGUUUAAGCGCAAACAAAUUUUAUUUGGACUUGAUCACAAACAAAUGAAUCAUCUUGCACACGCAGUUGAUCAUGAGCACGUAGGACACCUAACUGACGAUAGGCUAAACUCGAGUUAAACUGAAGGACCUACGAAUAAAGGGCAAUAAUGCAAAAUACAAUGUUCUGCUCUCGUCCACUCUGAGCGCAGACCUACUUCUGGCUGGAAAAGUACUUGAGGAUUGUGUUCUCACUGUUGCUGCAGCCCUUGUCCUUCUGGCUCUUCGCAUGAACUCGCCCUUCCCGUUUUCGUGCCCUCUUCGUCCCUUUCUGGAGUUGCUGCUCGCCCUAACGGGUCCUAAAAAACUCUAAGUGGCUCGUCUGCCAGCGAGGAACCUGGGUAAAUACCUCAUCGGCGCUGUCGUCCUCGGUACCCGCCUCGGCUUCUGCCACACCUUGCUCUUUUGUCGGUCUUGGCAAGGGUUCCGUCACAUUUUUUACCAUGAGCUGGUCUGCUUCGCGCAGUAUUCCCAGCUCCACGCAGACUCUCCUACGUUCCGCCAAGGCUUCCUCGGUGUUGAAGGUCCCAAGAUUCUGAUGGUGGAGUUUGAGGUUGUCGGAUAGGACCUCCUGGUACGCCAUCAGGCUUCUUCGCAUGUAUGGAUCGUCUGUGCGACUGUACAUUUCUACGCACUCGUCAAGUUCCUUCUCUGUGGAACGCAGCCAAGUAUCAGCGAAGACUAAACGUGCCUUCUCGCGGUGCUGCUGUACCAGGUGUGCUGUCUGUGCUCUGCGAUUCUCUUCGAGAUCAAGAACAAUUGGAGUGGGCAUCUCCUCGCCCAGGUCUAACGGAAGCAACUCUGUGUUCUGGGUGCUCACUCCGUUCUUCCUCAGCAUGGAUUUUCGCCGCAGGUACUGCUGUCGUUUUCUCUUCUCUUCCCCGGCUCGUUUCUUCUCCUCUUCCAUCAGCAUGUGCUGCACUUGCCUGUGUCGUAGACAUCUCUGGGUGCGAUCUGAUUACGGCUUCCCACAACAAAUCGAGGCGAUCGAUCGAGGUGUUACUUACAGCAUCUUCAUCGCAAUUGUCCUCUUCUUCGUCUGUCGAAAUUGCAAUGUUAAUGUGGCCAGGGGAUUCGCAAGUAACAGCGACCAAAGGGCUUGCUUUUCCGUCUCCUUCAAAAGACCUUCCUCGUCAUCUACGUCGUCGUUAUCGUUGCUCUCGGUAUCAGUUUCGUCCUCGUUGUCGUCGUCACAUGUUUUUGCCUCCUCAGCAGCCUAGACAACGCACUCCAUGGUGUGCUUUUUGAGCCACGCUGCGGCCUUUCGUUUGAGAUUCGGGAGGCUCUUGAACUGAUACGUGCGCAGACGUCUAAUCAUUACUGGCUGGUCGGCGGGACCGAAAUCCAGCUUACGCUGUGCGGUCACUAACAUCGGGCACUUGUAAAGGAAUGCUUUAGCGGUCUGAUACUUAACGUCGUGAGCGGUAUAUCCUCCUUGCGUUAGGAUUUUCCAGUCAGCGACGUCGAGUGUUUUCUUGUCUGCCUCAUCGAUGAAUAUGACUUCUGUAAAUAGGGUGAUCAUGGCCUUAUUGAAGGCCCGUUGCUUCGUGACUGUGGCGAUGUUGCCAUGGUGUAUCGGAAAAAAGAAACUUGUAUUUCCGCUAUUCCCAUCCCCAACGAGACAAGGUACUUUAUCUUUGUGCUGCUUCCCGUUGUAGUUUAGCAGUUUUAGGAAAUCACCGCAGAAUGUUUAAACUUCAUUUUCAGACAGGCUACUCUCUAGGAUUUCCCGAAAAUACUUUGGAUCAGCAUGUUUAGAUGGAUCAUAUGCGCCAAAUGCCCUGGGAGCAGACGUCGUCUGCCCUGGGAAAUACUUUUCCAAUUUGGCGCUCUUCAAUGGCAUUCUCUUUGAAUGCACGAUCUUUGAGGGAUCAGUAAACCCCAUCGUUGACUUCUAUCAGGUCGUAACUUAUGACCAGAGGAUGAAACAUUUCACAGUGUGGGUCUGACAAAAGUUCAAUUAUCCUCUUCAUGUAUUGGAUAAGUCGCGAUUUAAAUUGCUCGUUAGUGGCGAGAGUGUUGAUGAAAGUCCUUUCUUCGCACUUGUACGUGUAUGUGUAAAUUACCCUUAAAUCCUUCUUGUACACUUUGCCUCGAUAGCUGGCGUAUUGUAACGUUUGCAUUGCGAUGGUGAUGUCGUUGACGAAAAUCGUGAGUUUAUCUGAUAAAUGUCUCUCUUCGCGUUCAGAAACCGGCAGCGUCGUGUCGCGUGUAAAGCCAAACUUGUCAAUCUGUAGCUUAGCUUCCAUCAUCUUUUCUAGAGCGUUUGAUAAUGGCUGUUGAAAACUUGGGUUCACGACAGUGACACGAACGACAUUUUCUGUCCCGCAGCCUUCCAAUUCUUGUGGUUGCGAUGUUGCGAGUAAGCUUGAUAAUUCCUCGCGAUAACUGUGCUUGUAUGAUGCUGUCACGAGGUCUUAUAUAUAGGGAUUUUUAUGGUCUUUAAGUAGAUUGUACAGUUCUCGAAUGGCAAUACACUCUUUUCCACCCUGAAUUGCACCUGGUAAAGUAACAACUCAAAUUUAGUGAACGUAUUUUUUUUGGAAUUGUCAUCGCUAACUAUGUCGUAUAACUCGUAACUCAUCCCCGUAACAGCUUGACUCUGAUCUUUCUAUUAGCUGUAAGGUAUUACAUAAGUUGUACAGAAUAAACCUGCUCAGUUAUAAAUGUAUCGAUUAGUAAGCUUUAACUUGCUAAGAAUACGUCCCAUACCGGUUUUGCUGUGACACCCAUUCCACACUGGAGCAGGGUCCGAUGAACCACCAAGAGAUUUGCAGGGGCGCCAUUGGGUGAUGUGAGUGCAAUCCAAUACGUCAGCGAUGGCCAAAGCAAUUUAUUCACACGAGUUCGACUGCCAUCGAACCAUUGUUCGGAAGACAUGCUCGGCACAGGACUUGGUUCGGGUUCUUCUUCGCUUUCCUCGCUUUCCUCUUGUACGUUUCCCUUCUUUUUCUCGUGUGUAGAUAUCGCACUGAAAAAAAAGGCUGCAUUCGGAAUACCUGAAAAUAGACAAGAUUCGUUUUAAAAUUUUUUGGCAAACCAAUAAUUAGCAUGAAAUUUGAUGAAAGCUAACCCGAAAGGGCUCUGUCACACAAAUCUCGCUUUUUGCAGAUGUUGUUCCACGAUUUGCGCACACAAUGCUGCACUGGCCGGCGAUUACGGGACUCGUGUAAACCAACGUUGCUCCUUUUAUUCUCUCGCUGUUUAGCUGUUUGCAUGGUCCUGUGGCUCGACGCAUCUUCGGCAAAUGUGCAGUGAUAAAUGAGGCUCAAACGGCUGCUCAUAUAUCUAUCUUCGACUUGUGAAGUUGAUAAGAAUAAAUAUGAAGAAAUGUCACUCGCUGUUUUUGACACUGUUACAGUUUCAACCAUAAUGGACAACUAAUUGCAAGCAAACCUGGCGAUUAUUGUUGAAUUUAUGUCGCAGUUUUCUCGCAGUUUUUGUCCCUAGGGUUGAUAGGUUUUUAAGGGAAAAUAAGUGGACAGAAACUAGCAAUAAUUGCAACACAACACGGUUACUUCAGAGUUACGUAAUUCUGCAUUCUUCUGUGUUACUCGAAACGUAUCUGGGGAAACCAACUAAAUUUUGGAAAGAGUGCUGUUUACUGGGCAUGGAAAAUUAUUUUUCUAAACCUUACGUGGUUUCAACAUUCAUACUAUUGAUAGGCGGGUUUGUCUUAUCAUUCAGAGAUAGGGAAGGGAACAGAUUUGACUCGUUAACGUUGUAAUCAACGUUGGCGAAAAUUGUGGAAUUUUGUUCGCAGUUUUCUCACGUUUCUUGUCCCCAAGGUUCAUAGGUUUUUAAAGGGGAAACAAGUGGGCAGAAACUAGUGAUAAUUGCAACACAAAAUGGUUACUACAAAGUGACGUAAUGCUGCAUUCUUCUGCGUAACUCGAAACUUCCCGGAUGAGAACAACUGAAUUUUACAAAAAAAGUGCUCAAAAUUGGACAUGGGAAACUAUUGUUUGAAAACUUACUUAAUUAACCCAUUCAUACUUUUGUAAGGCUUGCUUAUUGUUGAGUUGUAAGCGAUUGUCAUGUACGUACUUUAUGCUAUUCCGAGUUUCGUGAAACGUAAGUCUGAACAAAAGGUGGGCAGAAUGGUGUUAAUUCCACGCAAACACCAUUAUGUGAUUUGUUGUUGUUGUAGUUGAGUUUUGGAAAGGAACAAAAUUAAGAAGAGACAGCAUUAUUGGCAUAGCUGCACUUCACGAUUUGAAAUAUACUCAAAAUAUAAAACCACAAAAGCAAACUUUGUAGUACUACUUAUCUUUUCCUCUGAAUCCUUUAAACCCCUCAUUUCCGUUAACCAUUAAAAGUUUACUCUUAAGUAAACUUGCGAUGCUUAAACUGAUCAAAUGUUAUACAUUUCUUUUACCGCACACAUAUUCUCAAACAAGGACGGGGAAAAUGAGUCUGAUCCCUGCUAAAUCCGUGAAAUCCGUCUUUCCCGCUGAAUUUUAGAAGUUUACAUUGAAGAGCACUUACAGUGCCGUUAAGUGGAUCAAUUGUAAUAUAUUAGCUUACGAAACAUCUUCUCAAACAAGGACGGGAAAGAUGGAUUCGACGGGUUCGACGGGGAUAUGAAUUUUUAAUGAAAUAGUUAAUCAUAUACUUCUCUUUAAAACUGUAAGUACAUUUUAAAGGAAUAUUUAUUAAAUGUUGCUAAGAAAUUACUUACAGUAUUCAAGAGUAGUUUACAAUAUGAUAUAUCAUGAAAAAUUCAUAUCCUCGCUAAAUCUGUCAAAUCCGUCUUUCCCGAUGAAUUUUAGAAGUUUACAUGGAAGGGAACUUACGGUGCUGGUAAGUGGAUAUCUGUAGUAUGUUAGCUUCCGAAACGUCCUGUCAAAGACGGGAAAGACGGAUUUGACGGGAGUAACAGGAGAGCGACUACCUAACAACAGAAUUCACUAUAAAGCGGUGUUUUUGGCUUUAAGCAUCUUUGUCAUCACUGACAAAGAAGGAACUCAAUUUUGGGAAGCCUUUAAGGCUAACAUAUCUUCACACAGUAUAGGAACAAGCGUGCCUUUCUAUGGUCGUUCCUCUCACGAGGAACUCUAUUACGGAAAAACGUCUAGAUUGAUUUGUAGUUUUUAGCAAAAGAUCUGAGAAUGUACUUUUCUGCCAUUUCCUCUAUAAAACUGCCAAGAGAUAUAGUUUUAGAAAGAUUUUCGAAGUACUUAGUAUUAUUUUACGGCUUCAAAAAAAGGAAACUGACUUUUUGGGAAACGAUCAUUAUCAUUGUCAUUUUCUUUGUCAUUAUCAUUAUCAAUAUCAUUGUCAUUGUCAUUGUCAUUGUCAUUAUCAUUGUCAUUGUCAUUACCAUUGUCAUUGUCAUUAUAAAUGGAAUGAGUAAUGAUGCCCCCAUACAUGAGUGUGAAAGUGAGAUAGGCCACUACGCCGGGCACUACGUGCCCUACACUUUACGAAGAGUGUGUGGGUUCUUUAACGUCCCACAGAUUUAAUACAUGUGCAAGGGCUUGUGAGACGGGGCCUACGGUUUAUCGUCCUUAUCCGAGAAGACUAGAGAGUCUAGCCGUUUGCAGAUAUUAUUACAAAGGCAGCACUUUCUCCUCAGUUAUUUAAAGACCCUGAGUGUUGGUCCGGCCGGGGUUUGAACCCGCGACCUCCCGCUCAGUAGACCGGCGCUCUCCCAUUAUUAUUAUCGUUAUAAUUAUCAUUAUCAUUAUCAUUAUCAGUAUCAUUAUCAUUGUCACUGUCACAGUAAUUAUCAUUGUCAUUACCAUUGUAAUUGUCAUUAUCAUUGUCAUUAUCUUUGUCAUUAUUAUUAUCGUUAUAAUUAUCAUUAUCAUUGUCAUUAUCAUUAUCAUCAUGGUUAUCGUUAUCGUUGUCAUUGUCAUUAUCAUUGUCAUUAUGUUGACAUUAUCGUUGUCAUUAUCAUUGUAUCAUUGUCAUUAUCAUUAACGGCGUGAGCUUGUAAAUUAGUAUUUUAGGAUCUUUUUGAUAUUUUUAUUUCAUCAAAAUUUUAGUCUAUGAUGGUGGAAUGCAAAUGGUCAUAUGAUGACUGCCGCUUAAAAGCUAGCCAAGCGUAUGUCAGCUAAAAUUAGAAAGUCGAUAAUGGCGUGAGCUUGUAAAUAAGUGUUUUAAGAUAUUUUAAUGUUGUUGUUUCAUCAAAAUGUUAGUCUAUGAUAGUGCAAGUUGCCAAGAUUGUUAGUUAUAGUUUUUAAGACUAUCCAUUUUGACACGAUGCUAAGUUGUCCAGGUGGAUUGUAUCAAACAAGAGCUACGACACACGAUCUGGGGGGAACAAACACAAUUACUUAAGGAAAAAACUCACGGUUUACAUUCGUUUUAGUACGCAUGUACAACACUGUGGAAGAGGAUCCCUGAUCGAGGACAUGAGGUCUACGACAUUACUUAGGGAGUUCAAAUUCAAAGUGCGCCAAAUUUCGUUUGAACACUGUAAUAAUGCAAGUAAUAUGUAGUUAAAUAUUUUUCGUCUAGUGCUAUAUUUCCUUUCAUUUAUUUUAUUAUUAUUAUUAUUAUUAUCAUUUUAUUAUUAUUAUUUUUACUUUAGUUAACUCUUUAUUUUCCUCUCUCUCGGAGAUAUUAUUAGCUUUAAGAGCUACACCGUAAAUCUACGGAUAAAUAAAGGUCAUGUAUGGAUGUAUGUACAUGAAUUUAAAUUGGUCAUAUGUUCAUUAUUAUUAUUAUUAUUAUUAUUAUUAUUAUUAAAUCCAUCUACAACGGGUGACGCUUAGACGUACAAGUGUUUAAUGUCAUUUGUGUUCCUGUAAAAACCGUAUACUAAAACAUUUGACACGGAAUUUAAUUUUACGAUUUCUUUACCUUCGUUGUGACUUGUUUCGGAACCUCUAUUCAAAACAGGGGCGUUGGGACAGUAAAACAACCAUUUCCCCCCAAAAUUAUCGCAAGUUGCAUAAAUUUUACAAAACGAGGGUCAAUACAAUGCAACAACAUAGACUUACAUAUGAAGUUAAGAUGUUCUUACUUAUGAAUGUAACACGUUGAAAGAAAUAGCUGUCUUUGCCAUUUUGACGGUCGAGACGGUCAUAGUUGACAGCAGAGUUGGCAAUACGAACAUUUAAUGUUAAUAUUAUAAGUGCCAUGUUACCAACACGUUAUUGCCCCAUGGUGCUGCGAAAGUAAGUUUUAAAUCUGCGCAACGCACUGAAUGAUCGUUCUGCAGCACACGAUGUUGCAGGUAGCACUUCAAGGAUAUGUACCACAUUAGAAAACACAGGAAACAAAUCAAAUAGAUCAUUCUUGUGCAUUGUCUCCGGCAUUUCUGGAACAGUCAUGUAGAAUCUCGCCGUCGAUUUUGUCAAAUUUGGCAACGUAGGAGAAGCUUUCUUUAUCAGCUGUUUCACUGUGACAGAUGUUUCCCAAAGCACAGAGUAUUUCCUGGUCGUUUCCGCUAAACCUGAGCUUAAACUCGGACAGCACCUUUAGCUUGUUGAUGGACGCAUAGUAAAUGUUAAUACGGUGGUUAGCCCGGGCCACAGACGAAACUAAACUCUGGUUAAAUCCGUCUGCGAAACAGGGCUGAAAUCCUUGUUCUGGGUCUCCACUUAUGUACAAAGAUUUGAAAACGCGCCAUGAUUGGACUUUUAAAAAAGGCAAUCGAUUUGCCAAUAAGGGGGGGAAGUUGUUCGGGAGGGGGGGGGGUUGGGGGCAGAACAAGGAUUUCGGCGCUGCUUCGCAGACGUUACUAACCGAGGUUAAAUUAUUUCUUUGACGAAGGCUAUACAGUGGUGUGAUUCCGGUGUCAGCUGCGUUUGUCUUUGCGCGUGUUCACCUACUAAGGCUGGAAGGUGGCGCAAUGGCGUUCAUCUGAGUGCCCUGGCUUCUCGUAAAACAAACUGAGAAUUAGUCGGCCACUUCUUCAUUUUCAGACGCACUGCUGAUGCUAUCUGCCUUACGCUAAUGAAACUUGCUUCACUCCGACACUAGCUUUGGGUCUGAAUGGUUAUAUCAGCAUUUCUACGAGCGGAGAUGAUUCUAGAAAGUUAUGCGGAAGUUGAUUCAAAACAAUUCUUGUCUGGAAAGACCCCACACCAACUGGUUCAGUGCAGUACAGUGCCCUUAAAAAAAAAAUACAAAUAUGUAAAUCAACACACGAUACCCUUCACUAAUAACCAGAAAUUCAUCACCUGCUGAGCAACCACUGUCUCGUGUGAAUUUAACUGGAUCUACCACGCCCACUUCAGGUUAAUUUCUAUUGCUGCCCCCCCUCCUUCAAAAGUGAGUUGCCCAAAUUUGGGGGGGAGAGCGCUGCAGCCCUUCUUCCCCCCACCCCGGCCCGUACGCCUAUGAAUUUACAAUCUUCUUAUCGAGCAGUCUUUGUUGUUUACGACUCUGCUUUUCUGGUGUUUUGCAGGAAGGAAUCGUGAUAAUUGACAGUCCUGGAGUUGGCGAGUCUGCUAUCAUGGACGAGAUAGUCAAACAGUAUCUACCCCAAGCGUUUGCUUUCAUCUAUGUCAUUAACAGUAUAAAUGCAGGCGGAGUUCAGAAAGACAGAGUAAGUGUUAAACAG
Messenger RNA from Porites lobata, 17649 nucleotides. The record is from the annotation of a GenBank genome assembly. NCBI's taxonomy places the organism in Eukaryota, Metazoa, Cnidaria, Anthozoa, Scleractinia, Poritidae.